CCCCUGAUAACAGUAUUUCCCCGGCGGCUGACGCCGCAGGGUGCUCCGGAUGCGCUGCCGCGUACCGGGAGACGAUAUCGUAGUCGGACGGAUGGGAUCCAGAAGCCAUCGAAUGGCCGUUGAAGGAGGCCAUCGCUGCUGCUAUCCAAAUGGGUGGGGCGAAGGGGCCCUUGAGAAGGCCUUGUCGGAAGACCGGGAAAAUUUGGCAGCCACGCGGUGGCGUGACUUUGCCACCUCAUACACGUGCAGGCAGGACAAAAAAGAAAACAGCAACACGUUUAUAAGCAGAGGGGUUGUCUAUCUGCGGCUGGAUGAGAGGGCGUCGCUGCCCACACUGAUUGUAGCGGAGGGUGAAAGCCCGGGCGAAACUCCGAGGCGACUGCCCUAGAUUUCUACCUGACUGCAGCAAUUGGUUCUACCUUUCCGACCCGUUGGCUCUAGAGCCUUUAGCGUAGGAGCGUUAAAUUCUCUGCAAGCGUUGUGAACGCAGGUGGUGCGAUGUCUCCGCUUUGGAUCCACUCCUCCGGGAAUCCCUUCCAUGCAUUACAGCAGUAAGCAUAAAUCACGUAUGGGUGUGCACGUCUCUUCAGGGCAGAUUCCGGAGCUAAAUUGACUCCUGUCCCAAUGCGGAAGCUAUGGCGGGGUGAUCUCAUCAACAUAAUCCAUCAGCAAGCACGGCCACACACACAAACGGGUAUGGCAGAGCUGCCAACAGUGAACGCCCCGCCGCUGAACUCGCCUCUCCAGAACUCCUCCUCCCCGCGGGACCUCGAACCAUCUGAAGGCGACUGGGAAAAGAUCCGGAAAUGGCAGGAAGAGCGGAUCCAGCGGAAGCUCCAGGGCCAGUAUGAGUCUGCAGUCUUGCACUUGUCCGAAGUGCUGCAAAACAACCUCACCACGCCCUCCCAGAUAUCCUCCGUCCGCGUCGAGGGCGCCAAGAACACACGCCCGAGCUUCCUCAAGUUCCUCAUUGAUCCGCUCGUGCCGCCCCCCAGCCCAGCGAACGACCUCCAACAGGCGCUGCAGAGCGCGCAGAAAAUUGGCUCGGUGCUCCGCCGAACAGACAUAUUCGAGUCCGUCGAGGCACGUUUGGAACGCGCCGAAUCACCCUUCGCGUCCAAGUACGACGUCGAUCUUGUUUUUGCAGCGAAGGAGCGCAGCCGGUCAUAUUUUAAAGCCUCGACGGAAGUUGGCGUCGGGAACAGCAACGAGGGCAGUGCGAGCGUCGUCGCGAGCCUGCGGAACGUCUUCGGCGGCGCCGAGACGUUCGAGGCCAACCUGUCCCUUGGGACGACGACCAAGCGCGCAUUCAACGCGACGCUCACCGCGCCCGUCACAGCCGACCUCAAUACGUAUGCGCAGCUGCAGUGCUUCAGCACGGACCGCGACCAGACGGCCCACGCGAGCUGCUUUGAGGGGCUCCGCGGCGCCAAGGCCAUUCUCAGGAGUGGUUUCCUUGCGGGUGGGAUGCACGAAUUUGCGUAUGAGGGUGUCGUGCGCAACAUUGGGAAUCUCAAGUCCAGUGCAUCACUGAGCAUGCGGGAGGCUGCUGGACAAACGAUCAAGUCGUCGGUCUCGCAUACGUUCACGCUUGAUAGCAGGAACGACAGGAUCAUGCCCACCGACGGCAUGUAUCUAAAGACUUUGCACGAGUUCGCAGGACUCGGAGGCGACGCGUCCUUCGCCAAAUCUGAAACACACGCCCAGAUCUCGCGGCCUGUGCUUCCUGGCGUGUCUGUAUCCUUCGCCGCACGCUCGGGUAUACUAUGGGGGCUUGGCAAGCCCACAUACUUUUCGGACCGAUUCGAGCUCGGGGGCCCAACGUCCAUCCGGUCGUUCAAGCCGAACGCUAUGGGACCCCGGGAUGCCGGGGACUGGCUGGGGGGCGAUACCUACUGGUCCACGGGUAUCAGUCUCAUCUCGCACAUCCCGACCAAGGCACACUGGCCGCUCAAGUCGCAUCUCUGGGUCAAUGCUGGGAGACUGGACAACUAUGAUAAGAACCGCUCGGCCGUAGAGAAUGUCAAAGACCUGGUGACGAGGCCAGCUGUGUCGGUUGGUCUGGGGCUAGUAUACGACUACAAUCCGAUUCGACUGGAGCUCAACUUUGGACUGCCCGUUGCGGCAAGCCAGAGUGAUGGCACGCGACGCGGACUGCAAGUUGGGAUGGGACUCGAGUUCUUGUAGUGAGCAGAUACAAAAUUAUACGUGUAUUUAUUAGCGUAGAAGCCACUCCCCUCUGUGAUACAAGCAUUACGGAUACAUGUAGAUAUAAAGCGCGGCACCUUCAGUUGCUCAGUAUCGGGGCUUUCCUGAUCCACUCUCGCCGCUCCAGCUCGUCGAUGAUGAAUGUCGCAGCUCCCGCCCUCGAAGAAACAGGUUUGAUCCUCCCGUCUCCCAUGUAGCCCGCCACAAUCUCGUGCUCGCCACCGCCGCCAUCGUCGGAAUGUAGCGCCAAGCGUAUGAGCGUCCAGUCCAGAUCCGUCUCUCGCACGACCUUGCCGACCGCCUCGAUAUCCUUCACCACAUUACGCGCGAUCGUCGCAAACGUCUUCCGCAAAAACACAAGGGGCAGCGAGAACCCGUCUUCGUCAUCGCGCACGGUCGGCGUCGUGAGCACGAUCAGCCGGCGUACGUCGUGCUUCUUCAUCGCCAGGAUGAUGAACCCGUAGGCGACCGCGAUGGGCGUGCCGGCGGGGUAGAACGGGCCCUUGCGCCCCGUCGGCCCGAGCGCGCUGAUCACUGCGUGCACGCCCUCCAUCGCCUGCGAGAGCUUGUCGAUCGCAUUCAGCUCGCCCUCGACGAUGACCACCGUGCGCGCGCCCACGAGGUCCGCCGCGAGCUUCAGUUUGUCGCGCACGUACAGGAUGAGCGUGCAUUGCGGGUAUGCGGCCAGGAAGCGCCGCGCGAGCAGCACGCCCAUCGCCCCCGAGCCGCCGAAUAGUAGGAGUCGCAUAAAGUCGAGUGCGUCAGUCCGCACCGGCGCUUCUUAUAAAAAAAUAUUUGCCGAAAUUGACGUCAACACACACAUGAGGGUUCCGUCCCCGACAGUCGUACAUGGCAACCUCAGCUCCCGUGCGCGUUUCACAGGCAUCAAAAAGGGAGUGAGCCCUUGUGCAGCACUGUGACAGAAAAACACGUGCAUCCGUGACACCGCGCGCUCCUGCCAGUGCCAGUGCUGCGCCCCACAACGGCCAUGUCCUCCGGCUCCCAGUCAAUAUACACGCCGACCGUGCUUCCGCGUCCCCCGAUCUUCCCCAGGCUCCUCCCGAACGCACCCCUGCCCCAGCCUGCCCCGUUCCCGCUCCAGGGCCGCGUGUACGGGCGCCUCAAUGCUUCGCGCAAUCUGCAGCGCGAGAUGGACGACCUGAGUGACGAGGAGACGGAGCUCGAGGACCUGAAUCUGGUGAUCCGGCACCGCGGAUUCGGGCAUCUCGUGCCUAUAGGCCGGACUCUGACGCAGCAGGAGGAGAAGAACGACGCCGAGUCCGACGAAAGCGACAGCGACUCGGGAGGCUCGAACAGCCCGCCGUCCGUCGAAGACGUCGGAGACUCGACGCAGGACUUGGAUGCUAGCAUGGAGGAUCUGGAUGAGGAGGAGGAGGACGAAGAAGGCGAUGAGGACGCUGACGAGGAUGACGAAGAACCCGAACAAUCAUCCGAGAUGUAGUCAUGGCCUUGUCCUUGACAUUUAUCCUGUACUUUUGUAGAAACCCAGUGCAUUCAAAGACAUACAGUCUGCAAUGAAUG
Molecule: messenger RNA, 3750 nt
Organism: Mycena citricolor
Lineage: Eukaryota; Fungi; Basidiomycota; Agaricomycetes; Agaricales; Mycenaceae
Source: the annotation of a GenBank genome assembly